Molecule: messenger RNA, 2651 nt
Organism: Argiope bruennichi
Lineage: Eukaryota; Metazoa; Arthropoda; Arachnida; Araneae; Araneidae
Gene: Hsl
Product: hormone-sensitive lipase-like
Exons: 8
Coding region: 132-2399 (755 amino acids)
Biological process (GO): cholesterol metabolic process; triglyceride catabolic process
Cellular component (GO): cytosol
Molecular function (GO): triacylglycerol lipase activity; sterol ester esterase activity
Source: RefSeq, a predicted model, not a curated record
UUGGUGGCAAUACUAAAAGAUAUUAUAGCCAAUUUGAUUUGCUUUUGUAAUCUUCCUGCUCAAGUCCUUUCGUAAAUUAUGACAUUUUCAGAAUUUUUACCUUGUAUAAUGCGGACAAUUGUAUUUGUUAUAUGGCGUUGAUCACUUCACAUACGAAGAUGUGUAGAGUCGAGUUAAUGAAAUUUAACUGUGAUUUUGAAGUUAUUUAUUUAUCUGUAAUGAAUAAUAUUGAUUACUUCUUCUUUGCCAAAGAUAAAUACUGGUACGGUGAAAAAUUUGUUUCUUUAUUGAGAGAAUUGCUGGAUCAUCUGCACUGGUAUGAGGAAAAUUUAAAAUUGUUGUAUGAUGAAUUACACAGAUUUGAUUUAGAUGAAAAUCACGGAAAUGGAUUUAGAUCUUUCGUGCUAAUUUUUGAAAGAUGCUUUUCUGAAUGCUAUAAAUACUCCAAAAGACUUAUUAACAGUCGCAGCUCAUUUUUCUUUAGAGUUCAAACAUAUCUGAAAGAAAUUGAAAGUCUAGUCAAUGUACUUUCUGAUUUGAGGCCCACUUUAAAUUUUCUCAUCAAAAUGCUCACAGAGAAUCCUGAAAAUCAUUUGUUAAUGCCUGAAAAAGCUGUCUCGCCUGAAGAAAUACUAACCCAAUGUGAAGGUAUAAGUCAGUUGGGAUUUUAUGGACGAUUUCAAGGUUUUUAUUAUUGUACAUCAAUGCGAAGAAUACUUCAGGGAGUGGGUGUUAUAGUGGCUACUUUCAGCGAUUUAUAUCAAAAAUCUGGUGGACCUGUUUUUAAAGCAGUUUUAACAGUUUUAAAUGGUAUAAAGUAUAUAAUUGAUCCUGAAUUACGUGCAUAUCAAAUAGUCAAUGUUGCACAAAAUUCAUCUGUAGAAUUUUUGAAAGCUUUUUGGAGCCUAAGUGAAGUACAACUAAUGAAGCGAUUACCUGAUUGGAUUUGUCCUAAAUUAGCUGUUCGUGAGGAGAUAUAUGUCCCAAACACAUCCUUAACUUUGUGUAAUAUAUAUACAAAGGAAAACGUUGUGAUACCUGUACCAACUUCUCACAUUCCACCUGCUCCUGUUCGUUGUUUGCUUUUAUCUUCUGUCCACCGUGAGGGGCAAGUAUUAAAGAAAAGUAGGGAGAAAACGUCAUCAGCCCCCAAAUCAAAAAGUUUACUGUUCCAUUGUCAUGGUGGAGGUUUUGUAGCUCAAGAUCCUGAUUCUCAUGAAAUCUACUUGCGCCAUUGGGCUCAUGAUUUAAAUGCUCCUAUUAUAUCAGUUGAUUAUUCCCUUUCACCUGAAGCCCCAUUUCCAAGAGCUCUGGAAGAAGUACUUUUAGCUUAUGCAUGGGUAUUAAAGAAUCCUCAUAAACUGGGAUGGACAGGUGAAAUUAUAUGUUUUGCUGGAGAUAGUGCUGGUGGAAAUGUUUUAAUGAGCACUGUUUUGAAAACCAUUUCUUUACAAAUUCGUCAGCCUGAUGCUGUUCUGUGUUCUUAUACGCCUUUAGUUCUUGAUAUAGUUCCAUCUCCUUCACGUUUACUUUGUUGGAUUGAUCCACUUCUUCCUCUUGGAUUUAUGAUAAGUUGCCUAGAUGCAUAUGCUGGAGCAAUGACUACAGAAGAAGAUGAGUAUGACACAGCAUUUGAACAUGUUUCCUCAGGACGGAGAUCAAGAAAAAUAUCUUCCAUUAGUGAAAUAUUCGAUUCAAGUAUAAAUUUUUUGAAACAAUGUGAGUGGAUUGAAGUCGAAGCAAAUGAACCUCCUGAAAAAUCUGCGGAUAUUAUAUUUUAUAGUUCUGAAAAUCGCAGUGUCGAUGGUAGUAAUUAUAUUCGGGAUUUUAUUGAAAAGUAUGAUGAUGGAGCAAUCAAAAAAUCUCAGAAUGAAACUUGGAACUAUAGUAAAGAAUUCAAUAUCUAUAAUUUUCCCCAGGACAUAAUUUUUGACCUUAAAGCUAAGAGUCUCGAGGCAGUAGAUAUGGGAUUGAGAAAAAUUUCUGAGUUUUUUAUGUGUACAUCUUUAUAUCAAAAAGUCAUUGCACCGCUUCUUCCUAAUAUGGCAUCAACAUCUCAAAAGAAAGCCCAGUUUUUAUAUAAUAAGAAGUCGAUUUUUCAAAAGAUGAAAAAGCUAAAGAUUGUCUCAAAGAAUCCCUUCAUGUCACCACUGCUGGCAUCAGAUGACAUUUUGAAGGAAAUGCCCCCUAUUUAUUUUGUGUCUUUGAAUUUCGAUCCAUGUCUUGAUGAUUCUGUAGCAUUCACAAAGCGACUUCGAUCCUUGAAUCGACAAGUUACUAUAGAUUUCCUCGAUGACCUACCUCAUGGAUUUUUAAACUUUCUCCCAUUUAGUCAAGAAGCCCAUAAUGGCUCAAACUUAUGUGUUCGCCGCUUAAAAGAAGCUAUGAAAUUGAUAUAAUGAAUACAAUAUACUCAAACAGCAUAUAUCUGAACGACACAUAAUACUGAAUUAAAAUAUACUCAAUAUAUUUAUACAGUACAACUGAAAGUCAUUAAGAGCUUACAAAUCUUGUUUUAUUAUGUUUAUUAUAUAUUUGUUUAUAGACUUAUUUUUGUUGUUAAUUUAUUAUUUUUCCUCUUUUUUUCAUGUAUAUAUGAGAAAAAAACUGUAUUAAAAGCGUAGACAUAAAACAAGUAUUGUAACUUUUAU